GUAAUGUAAAUGUUGUUCUUUGCCUUAGCUUUCACAUAACAUUGCUUGCUGGUACUAGAGAUCUGCUGUACUUCAUUCAAUCAGUGGGAUUUUUUUAAAGGGUGUUACUGAGAUCUGUCACUCUCUUUCUUCUUGCUGGAUCCAUUUCAAGCUUCUUCUCCCUCUUCUUCUUCUUCUUCAGCUUUUGGGGAGAAGGGUUUGGUGAGCUUAGAGUUGGGAAAAUGGCGAGCGGUGGUGGGUAUGGGGAUGCCAAUCAGAAGAUAGAUUAUGUGUUCAAAGUGGUGUUGAUCGGAGACUCUGCGGUGGGCAAAUCUCAGAUUCUGGCGCGGUUUGCCAGAAAUGAGUUCAGCUUGGAUUCGAAGGCUACAAUCGGCGUCGAGUUUCAGACUAGGACGCUCGUUAUUCAGCAUAAGAGUGUUAAAGCUCAGAUCUGGGAUACUGCGGGCCAGGAGAGAUACAGAGCAGUUACAAGUGCAUAUUACAGAGGGGCUCUUGGGGCAAUGCUUGUCUAUGAUAUCACGAAACGCCAGACCUUCGAUCAUAUCCCUCGGUGGCUUGAGGAGUUGCGGAGCCAUGCGGACAAGAACAUCGUCAUCAUCUUAAUAGGAAACAAAAGUGAUCUCGAGGACCAGCGUGCAGUCCCCACCGAGGAUGCCAAGGAAUUCGCUGAGAAAGAAGGAUUGUUUUUCUUGGAGACCUCGGCACUGGAAUCAACCAAUGUGGAGAGUGCCUUCAUGACUGUCCUAACUGAAAUCUUCAAUAUCAUGAACAAAAAGAACUUAGCUGCUGGAGAAAAUCAAGGCAAUGGCAACUCUGCAUCCCUUGCCGGUGGUAAGAAGAUCAUUAUCCCAGGACCGGCGCAAGAAAUUCCAGCUAAGAGCAAGAUGUGCUGUUCUUCAACAUGAUUCGUUUGGAAGUAGGCUGAAAUGGGGCGAUCUAGGUUCAUGCAUUCCUUGAUUAUAGCAAUUUUUUUUUUUACUGGUGUGAUGUUUUUCUGAGGUCAUUUGUAUAUUUUAUUGUAUGCUUUAGUCUGCUAGAGCUAGCAGCUGAAGUUUAUAUACUUGGAAGGACGACAAAUGAGGUUGUCAGUUACCUUUUUUUAAAUAGAAGCUGUCUUUAUAUCUGGAAAUGUGAGAAAAUUUGAAGUUAAUACUAUGAAAACUUACUGCCUGUUGUCUUUCA
Messenger RNA from Benincasa hispida (wax gourd), 1182 nucleotides. Its product is annotated as ras-related protein Rab11A. The record is from RefSeq and is a predicted model, not a curated record. Lineage: Eukaryota; Viridiplantae; Streptophyta; Magnoliopsida; Cucurbitales; Cucurbitaceae. Gene Ontology annotation, molecular function: GTP binding; GTPase activity.